Molecule: messenger RNA, 12624 nt
Organism: Trichoplusia ni (cabbage looper)
Lineage: Eukaryota; Metazoa; Arthropoda; Insecta; Lepidoptera; Noctuidae
Gene: dnc
Product: cAMP-specific 3',5'-cyclic phosphodiesterase
Exons: 10
Coding region: 8780-10852 (690 amino acids)
Biological process (GO): signal transduction
Cellular component (GO): perinuclear region of cytoplasm; nucleus; cytosol
Molecular function (GO): 3',5'-cyclic-AMP phosphodiesterase activity
Source: RefSeq, a predicted model, not a curated record
AAAACUACUAACACUUUUCUCUUUAAUAGAUACAAAAUUUCUUUCGUGAAAAAUAUUUUUUUAAGUUUAUAACUUCAAGUAACUUCUAGAAACUAAUAUAUUGUCUAAGCAAGACUUCUAGAAAUAAAAUCUUCAGGUAUAUUUUCACUUAUAAAACAUCUCAGGAAAGUCAAACGAAACUCAUAUUUCUGCUGAAAAGCUUGCCUCGCGGUCGAGUCUGACCUUAGUAUAACGCUUUCAUCACUUUUGUUUUAGCCUCUUCAAUCUUACUCAAAGGCCUGUCAUUCCCGUGGACGGAGUCUGCAACGUCCGCACGUCCAUACAUAUUAACUAUGGGAUCAAAAGUAUUCAAAAGUUGUAUUUCUAUCCAUAAUUUGGCAGAGAUAGUACGUGAUGGUAGUAUUAGUACAAUAUGCUUCCAGUUUUACGUAAGUAGGUCUGUAUUUCGGCUCGCGUCCAAAACGGUACUUGUUGCGAUAUAAAUUCAAUUUAGUACUUUUGCCCCCGAUAGUGUUUCUGAACUAACCACUUUGCCACUUAAUAUUUUAUGACAGCUACUUUUAUGGCACUUCGUUAUGGUAAUUGUAUUCGUGUAGUUGUGUUAUAAUUGAUACUAGAAAUAGGUUUUCAAUACAGAGAUGUAGGAAACCCUGCGGCGUUAUUGCUACAAGAUAGCUGUGAUUGUUAAUUUUAUAAGCGCAGUUUUGCAUGUAAUGAUUUUUCUACUGGCUUUAAAAAGGGAGAGGUUUUAAAUUUUGCUGUUUUUUAUCAAACGUGAAAUAGCUUGCGUCGCAUAAAAAUGUCGUCGAAUUUGGCUGAGUUGUUUGGGUUUUGAAGUCGGUUGUAUGUUUUUGUUUUUAUAACAAUAUUAUGUACAAUGUUUUCUUUCGUUGCUAUAUUGCCUGACAUUGAACAUAACACUAAUAAUUAUCUACAACUUACAAAAGAUUCAAAAUACUUUGAAACUGCAAAGUACUUACCGUCGUUUUAGAUAGUCGGAUAUGGAUUCCAACCCCUUUUAUCUCAUAUAGUAAUCUUCUCAAAGACUCUCUCAAACGAUUCUGAAAGAAUGCAAUAAAAGAAUUUCCCCGCGAGUCUGCAUUGUCAGACAAAUUAGUAAUUCUUCGAACGUUGUACCCAUAAUAGUUGGGGCGAAUGCGGUCAAGCCACCGAAGAAUGUUAGGUAUUCAUCCUAAUCUGUAGUACAAGAUUUUUACGUGUAACUUUUUCAAACACAGCUUGUGAUGUAGUCAGUAGAUCUGACGAGCGAUUCAUAAUUUUAAAAACUGGGCUAAUUAUUUUUUGCAAAUUAAAUUAUUAACUUGUUGAAAAAUAUUUUAGUAGUGCAAAAUAAUGUAUCUCUUCUUUAAAUUAGGGACACGCACUAUAUAAGUGAGUUUUAUAAUUCUGUUUUCCUUGGAAAUAUACUUGGCAGUGUAAGCGAAUUAGGGUAGUAUACAAAGUGUCUUUUACGGUGUCUAAGGCUGUCUGAGCCGAUUGCAUUACCUGACGGUGUAGGAAGCCACGUGUAGCACGUUCUCACAUAAUAUACAAAACAACUACCAAACCUAGACCCUUUGUAAGUAUAGAGACUAAAACCUCCCCUUAUACGAGCAUUAACCAUUCCCCUUUUCUGCACGUUUUUUACUUUCACAUAAUGCACUUUUAUAAAGUGGGUAUUCCACUUCAUUUUUAAAAGACUGUUAGCAUAAUACUUUUAUUCCCAUCUUCUUGAAAUGUAGAGCUUUUUACUUAAAUAAUGUUAACCCUUUUGUUAUUUACCAACUUCGUCUGAUAAAGUUCUGCCUAAGAAAAGAUACGUGACCCUUAAAAUUUAUGCCGCGCAGCGGUGUUUGUGAAUAAAACAUUUUAAAAUUACAUAGCUUGUUAUAGUUAGCGGAAUAAUAAAUGCGAAACAUAAACAAAUUGUUAUUGUAUAGCGAGAAGAAGAUUUCAGUUUUCUCGAAAUGAAAUUUGAAUGCUGAAAUCAACUCUAAUGGCUUGGAAAACAACAAAAAAUAACCUAAAUAACAAUAAUCGCGGAAUCUUCAAAAGCAUCUUCGUUCAUCAAUCAAUAUCAUUUAUGAUUUAUCAUGUCUUAAUAUAAAAGCAACCACUCAACAUUAUUUUCUAUUACUUUUUCAUCCGCAGCGCUCACUAGAAGUUACUAGGUGAGUAGUUCGCAAAAAUCCAGGGAUAGUUCGGCGUGAUGUCCUUAAAAUAAACGGUAAUUGAAUUUGGGAUAUGAAGCGAGUGUAUUAGCUUAGUGGACUACCCACGGUACCUUCCCACCAUUUUAAUUCACUUACCUGAACCGCCCACUGGCAGUCCUGUUUUACGACUUUGCGCCUGCCUUGUUAGUACUACAAUAUAUUCAAUUGUCUUACUGUUUCCCGACCUCCGGAGUUUCUACUUCCACUCUGUUUAAUGUGUUUACUUAUUUUCAUUAAUUUUAUACCACCGAAAGUUUCCAGCAAUAAAAUGAAAUUUAAUGUUGAGCAAAUUAACUUGGAGGUCGUAAAAUGUUGGUUUGUCUGUCGAUAAAUAUGGCUGUCCAAUUUUCGAACAAAGGAAAGUGUAGAAAGGAAGUUAUUGUAUUAGUUAGAGGGGAUCAUUUACAGUUUGUUCUCAUUAUUUAUUCUGCUGGAGAGGAAUAGUAAUAUUUCAAAGAGCAGCGUUCGUUUAUGAGGAGUGGUCGCCCAGGAAGGCGCCAUCAAUCAACUGGGGCUGCAUUGUCUACUGUUUAAUGGGGCUUAUGAACUCAUUGUUGCCAUAAUUUAAGGGAAAUUAUCACGAUUCACGUUGAAUACUUGCUUUUCAAUUUGUCAAGUGAAUACAAUUUGUGCGAUGUAAGCAGUAAAUGUAUUUCACACUGUAAUUUCCAAAUCACACAUUAGGGGUUUAAAAGUAACCUGCUAUCAUGUUCAAAUUGAUGUACAUUGUAUGGAGGGUUAGAUUAAAUACCUUGGUUUUUCUCGCCGUAAUUUACUUUAAGUAUUAAGAUGUAGUUCUUGCUUAAUCACUGUAUUGAUCAGACAUUUAAGAGCUUUAACAAUUAAUCUGUCUUGUAGACUAAUUUGCUUGCAAACUAAUUCUUUGGGUCAACCUAUUCAUCAGAAUUCGUGUCUCAUUUGUCACUAUGUACGCUGUCUUCACUUGUUAAAACUGGCGAUUCUCAUGAAAAAUACUUGAAGAAAAAAUGUAAAUUCUUGGCAAAUAAAUUGUACACAAAGUAAAGUGCUUUCCUGAACGAGUGUCUUUAUAGGCGUGAUAAAACGAAGUGUGAUAAACGUCUAUGAUUCUUAAAGAUGUACCAAAAUAGUUGGUCGUUAAUAUUUUGAUGUACGGUGGUGGGUUUACAUGAAACUUUGAAAAAAAAAUGCAUAAUGACUAAAAAUAUGCAUCAUGUCAUAAAAUAAUUACGCAUUAUUUGCACAUCAUUAAAUCACAGGUAUGUUAUUAAGUGUGACAGUGUGUGAAUAUUCAAAGAUGCGGUUUUGGACAGGGCGACAUAUUUGAAACUCUGCCACGAGUUAUUCUGGUCCCGGCCGCGCGUAAACACCGACACGGAGACGAUAUUAGAUAUUAUUAUAUCUUGCAUUAUUAAUAUACACCGAUUAUAAGUUCUACUUAAAUUCAGUGAUUUUUUUUUGAGAUUUAUUAUUUUAGAUAUAGAACGCACUUGUGGCUGCCAGUGCUCUUUUAAUACGCGAUGUUUUAUCACUGAGUCACAUCUCAAACAGAGUAUUUCAUGUGCAUAAUAAUUAUCGUGAAUCGAGCUUUCAUUUAAUUAGCGACAAUGUUCAAUUUAUCAGACCUCAUUUAAUUAAUUCGUUUUGUUCACCGUAUGUGGUAAUACAAUAGUAUGUAGUAGUUUUAGCAGGCCAAGCAGCCAAAUCUAAAGCUCAAGUGACUUGCUUAUAUGAAUUACUGAAGAGAAUUAUCGGUAUACGCCUGAAUACGAGUGUUUUAUUUUAACUAAUUGAUCGUUUCGUAGUUAACCCCCAUUCAUUUAAUUGCUCAGUGUUUUAAGAAAUGAUACUGAUUAAUACUCAUUAUAGACAUUUGAAUACAACUUUACAUUAUUUUUCCCCCUUAUUAUAUUUUAGCAAAUUAACAAUAAAUCUGAUCAUGUUUCGAAAACAGUGUGCAACGCUAAAGCCUAUAAUCAGGUGAUAAUAUCAAGUAGAAACUCCGCUAACACUGCACAUUUAUUAAGUUUAACUUCGUUGAAACUGAAGCACGAGCCUUCAAUUACAGACCUAUUAAAUUCUAUCAAAGCUUCUUGAGUGACAUCAAAGAGAUUUCAGAUCAGCCCUCAGCGUUUAGUAGCAAAUAUAUACCGUUGAUCAUACAAUACGAAGUGAUUAAUUUUGGUAGGAAAAAAGAAAAACAUUUUCCAAGUAUUUUUGUAGGUACCCGAUUCAUGAGUCACACGACAGCGGACACUGAGUAAUAUGGUCUAUAUUUUUAAGAAUAGUAGACUGUUGUGAAGAAGACAGGUACAUGUCAUCGGUAUCGCGACAAUGUGGCUGUGAGGUGGCGCUAGAUCCACUCGUGGCCGUAAGAUGUGACGGUUUUCGUGGCGAGUCGCACGCGCAGUCCUCGCCACGCCUCGACCAAUAUAAACGUCGAUCGAAAUUAAAACAUAACGAGAAAGUAUGCGCGUUAGUUUAUCUUACAGAUCUGAUGUGGUACUUACGUAGUGACCUCGGACCGUGCACUUAUGAACACUUGUGCCGUGAAUGUGAUCAAUGAAAUUUUGUGUUUUAUGUGAUAGAAAAGUAUUUUGUGAUAUCUGAUGGUAAUGUAGUAAAACAACGUGCUUUGUAACUGUUCAAAUCAAACUGGCUUAUCUAUAUUUUGAUACGAUUUUGAAUGCGUACAUUUCGAAAUGCUACCGUGAAGUGAAGUUGGUAAUUUUGGUAAACAAAGAUUUUGGCGCCUUUUGUUCUACUCAGUCAGGAAUUAUACCUAUCCAUUAGGUUUAACUUAAAUUAAUAUUUUACUUUAUUACAUUUUCUUUUUUUCGUUAAGGGAGUUUCGAAUUGUACCUAUUGCGUAGAAAAUUGUAAAGUUAUUUAAAUUAUUUGCGUAAGUUUAUUCCGAUCGCAUACGUAACGUUGGCAAGAGAUUCUUUCUCAUCUUUCUAUUAUUUAAAGCUUCACUAGAUUACUAUAAAUACAAUUCUUAAAUUAGUUUCGUUAUAAACAUCAAUGAACCGUUAUAAUUAGUACACUAUAUUCUUACUAAAAGAAGUACUAGUAUUUCGUCCAAUAAUAUUGUUUAGAAAAUAACAAACUUUAAAGUUAUUUAUAACGCUUAUAAUUAAGAACAAAGAGUGUUAGUUACUUUGCUUCAUUGACACACGACAUUUAAUAACUAUUUUCAAUAAUUCUGCAAAGAUAACUCUCAUAGUCCUGUAAAUUAAAAAAAAACAGUCUUUGGGUACCUAUGUGCAAAAGAGAUGUCACUUUAGGCUGUGUAUAGCGCUGUCACACUUCCACAAUCAUAAUGAUAUUUAAGAUGUGGUUGACCCUCAGGUCACAUCAAGUGACCUGUCAUAAGGUCACUGACUAAUACACUGUUAUCAGAAAGCUUAACGGGCGUGAAAACUAUUUUAUGUUUAUAAAUAUUACUCAUGUAGGUGUAGAUACGCCACUGGAAACUAAACAAUCAAAUAUAUAUGGCUCAUAAAUGAAAAAUAAUAAUAAUUGAAUACGAAGAUCAUUGAACAUGGCGAAUAACUUCAAUAUCCAUAGUUCAUUUCACACCUCUGUUGUGUAUACGACUUUCUAUACGUGACAAUCUAUCCAUAAGUCGAAAACUUAAACCACAAAAUGAGUUCCUAUAACAUUAUAAGUUAUCAACUAAACUGAUAAAUUAACCUAAUGACUCUUAUCGCUGAACAAGUGAAAACAAUGUAAAACAAUAUAUAUUAAACGAUGUCAGUUUGAUCGAUUAACUUUUCCUUUUAGAGGCAAUGAAUAACUCACAUUCGAUAAUGUUCCCGAGCAUACAAAGGCGUGUGAAAAUUGCCUCGACAUUUUGCAGUAGGUACAUCACAAUAGAGAGAAAUUGCUCUCCAAUUUUAUUUUUCCAACACGUGAUUUCGGAUAAAACUUUAAUAACGUUAUUAACUUUAAGAAUUUAUAAUAUUAAUUUUGUUUAAGAGAGACUCUUGAUGACUUUGGCAUGGUUUUAGUCAUUAUUGUUGCAUAUUGGCUUUUUAUUUACGCAAAUGACAUCAAUAUUAUUAUAUUAGAAUCUAUUGUCAAAUGCAUUCAAUUUUAAACGAUUAAGUAACACACACAACACACGACACUUAACAAAGAGUAAAAUGGGUUGAAAUUUUCAAUUUCAUUUUGCAGACAAUGUACAUAGGUACAUACUUAUAAUAAAAGCCAUUUCAGUAUAAUAUAGUGAUAUUGCUUUUAUUAAAGUAAUGAGGCUUUAUUGCCUUAACUCGCCAUUUAUAACAUCAUAUUCGCACACUAUCUAUACCUAAGUUAUAUUACCAAGCUACUUAAAUAAAUCUUUUAUAAAUUAAUGUUUAUCUGUAGCUUUUACCUUGUGGAUAUAAGUUUCUCAGGGUUUAAGUUAUUUCCAUGACAACUUUUAUAAAAAUCGGUUUACUGAUUUAGACUAUGAACUUCACAAAUUACUUAAUUUUCUAUUGAAAAAACAAUCUCUUAUAUCGGUUCAAUAGAUGUUAUUACAGGUACCUGCUUGGUUAUUAAAUAAUUACAUAAGGCCGUAUUAAUUGGUUUAGGUAUAGGUAAACAUAUCAUUAGGCUUUGUCCACUGAAGGUGGCUUAAUAACCAGAGACUCAUUACUCAUUAUUUAGAUUCUAAUUACACUUAACAUGAAUUUAAUUUAAGUACCUAAUCAUUGAGCCCAAUCUAACUAGUUUUUUUCUAUAAUCUAACCUAGAGUUGUAACAGAUGAAAGUUCUGAUAACAACGAUUAAGCGAAAUCUAAGGCCGUUAGCGAACUGGUAACAACACUAGUUUGUUCUUAUAUAGACGUUCUACUAAUGAUGGUGAUACACUGGACUACAUCCUUGUAAUGUAAAGUUAGUUUUUUUGAAUUUUCAAACUUCGCCCUUUCCAUAACGCCCGCGCUCAUGCAAAAGCUCUACAAAAUGUUCGAUUCGAAAAGGAUUUUUAUCGAGCGCCUUUUUGUUCCGUUACAAGUAAAUGCUCAAGUGUGUCAAUACCAUAAUGUAAAUAUAAUAAGGGCGUUUAGUACACAUAUCAAUAAAAUACAAAUAAAUAAUUCUGACACAACUAAAUGAGGAAUACCAACAAACUUCAUCCUAGUUGCUAUUUAUUCGAUAAACAUUGGUAGUUGAUUAAAUAUGUAUUAAAAUACAACAUAUGAGUAAAGAAUAGAAAACUUCAUAAUAACUGCUUUAUCAAUGUUUAAUUGGCACGAGCGAAUUUAAACGGUAUCCUGGAAAAUGCGGUUCUCCCAUACAAAUUUCAUGAGCCGAUGACAAUUUUUGUACAGCAAAAGCAUAAUUUCAUAACCGUAUAGAACUGCGCAUUAUAAAUUGGUCUAAAACAUCUAUUUGGUUAUGAUACUUUAAAACCUUCUUUGUGUUAGCACGUGCUAAUAGUCACAUGAAAAUAAUACGUGUCAAGACUUGAUGGAAAGAUUGGCUAGAAAGCAAGGAUAUAGUGUAACCAAAUUAUCUGCCUUAAGUACGCUGAUCGUAAUAUUUUUGCGUGUUAGAUUUUCAUUUCAUUUCAUCAUUUCGUUUUAAAAUAAUGAUUGGUCGGCUAUUCAAGAACUUCUUUAACAAUUCUAGUAUGGAUUCAGUAAUUUUAAAUUAAGCUGGCUAAAUUACUUGAAUGACAUUCAUGAGAUUACAAAGAAUUAGAAUUAUAAUUGUUUAAUUGAAAUUAAUGCCUUACUUUUACUUACCAAUUUUUAUACAAUGGUUGGAACAGCGAGUAUUUAUACAUUUAAAUGAAUGUUACAACGUACCUGUAUACUUUGUUUCUUUAAGCAUAACUUUCCUGCACAGUCCACUGACUCCACAACUCCAACAUCACCGCUAUCUCCACAACAAACAUUUACAUUAACUUAUCGAUGUAUGUACUACAUAUUAUUUUAUGAUAAAUAGGUUAGACUAGUUAUCUAUACAUACAUUAUAGAAUUUGUAUGACGCAGUAUAAUCAAUGUACCUAAGUAUAACAAUAGUUUGUGUACUGACUACAGCCGGCGCGCGGCGUCCCGUUCUGAAAUGAAACAACCUCUCAAGGGGACAAAUUAAUGUGUUUUGGGACCUAUUUCUCAUUUUGAUACUCUUUAUCCAUAGCCUUGGUUUAUUUUAAUAUUACAUCAACAGAAUAUUAAGAUUAUGUUUAUUUACAUUGCAGACAAGGAGAAUAAUGAGUAGUGAUAAUGCUUACUCGACUUUAUUUGGUACGCCUGUCUUAAUAGACAUAUUAAAUAGCUUUAAUAUUUACUCAAUAUUAAUAAAACAUCCUAAUAUAACCGUAAAUACAAACCAUAACGAAAAUAAAACGUUCGUAACGUGUAGCAUGCAAGUAACAUAAUUAUUAAAUGUUUUAUUACUAUUUUCUACACAUUUUUCUUUACUUCACGUUGUUUUGCUACUUUACAAUCACAAAGCACUUAACUAAAUUAUAAAAAUGUAAAGAAAAAAAAUAUUGAAGAUUUAGAUGAGAUAAUGUGAAAGUUCGUACCAGCGCCAUCUAGAAUUCAGUGCCAACAUUACUCUUACCAAGAAACGAACCAUUUCGAACAAUGUUGCCAAUCGCUGAAACGGACGAGGGCGCCACUGCUCGGUUGUCGAUGAAUGCCAGGCAUCGACGAACGCGCGACCGAGUCGUGACUGCUGAAAUGCGAGCGGUGCGGCGCCGCCGGGGUUGGACUGUAGUGGGCUCUGAAACUAGCUUCGAUGUGGAGAACGGGGGUGGUGCGGGAGGCGCGGGGGGCGCGCGCUCCCCCCUCGAGGGGGGCUCGCCGUCCACCGCGCUCGUCCUGCAGGCCAUGCCGCAGCGCCGCGAGUCCUUCCUCUACCGCUCAGACUCCGACUUUGAAAUGUCGCCCAAGUCCAUGUCCAGAAACAGCUCGAUCGCCAGCGAGAGAUUCAAGGAGGCCGAGGCGGCACAACUGGACAGAGCCCACGGGGAAGACUUGAUCGUGACGCCCUUCGCGCAGGUCCUGGCGAGCCUGCGCAGUGUUCGCACCAACUUCUUAUGCCUCACCAACGUGCCGGCCUCCAAAUCACGAAGGUCUUCGGGCGCAGCUACCGCUGUUACACCACAACCCAAGAAUUUCAACCCCGGAGACGAAGCCUACAUGAAGCUAGCGUUAGAAACUGUGGAGGAGCUGGACUGGUGCCUGGACCAGCUGGAGACCAUACAAACACACCGCUCGGUCUCCGACAUGGCUUCCCUCAAGUUCAAGCGCAUGCUGAACAAGGAACUGAGCCACUUCUCCGAGUCCAGCAAGUCCGGCAACCAGAUCUCCGAGUACAUCUGCUCCACAUUUUUGGACAAGCAACAAGACAUCGACUUACCAUCUCUACAAGUGGAUGAGACUACCGAGCGUGCUAAGAAGAAGGAGAAACCUCGUCAUGCCGGCCCUGCUACUACCAUGUCACAAAUUUCUUCUAUUAACCAGAUCUCUGGCGUGAAACGGACACUGACGCACACCAACAGCUUCACUGGAGAACGCGUUCCACGAUAUGGAGUAGACACUCCUCAUGAGGAAGAUCUCGGCCGUCAAUUGGGAGAAAUUGACCGAUGGGGUGUGGACAUCUUCCGCAUCGGCGAUCUGUCUUGCGGACGACCCCUCACUGCUGUCGCCUACGCCGCGUUCACAUCCAGGGAGCUGCUGGGCACGCUGCAAAUCUCGGCGCGCACUUUCCUCGCCUUCGCUUUAACUCUGGAGGAACACUACGUGCGAGACAACCCGUUCCACAACUCCCUGCACGCCGCUGACGUCACACAGUCCACCCACGUGCUGCUCAAUACUCCGGCACUUGACGCAGUGUUCACACCCAUAGAGACAUGCGCGGCCUUGUUCGCGGCGUGCGUACAUGACGUGGAUCAUCCCGGCCUUACCAACCAGUUCCUCGUGAACUCAAGCUCGGAGCUCGCUCUGAUGUACAAUGACGAGUCAGUCCUAGAAAAUCAUCAUCUUGCCGUAGCAUUCAAGCUACUCCAAAACGAAGGUUGCGACAUAUUCAUUAAUCUCCACAAGAAACAGCGACAGACUCUACGCAAAAUGGUUAUAGACAUGGUGCUCUCCACGGAUAUGUCUAAACACAUGAGUCUACUGGCAGACCUUAAAACCAUGGUUGAAACUAAAAAGGUAGCCGGAAGCGGCGUGCUGUUGCUAGACAAUUAUACUGACAGGAUACAAGUGUUGGAGAAUCUCGUACAUUGCGCCGAUCUGAGCAAUCCCACUAAACCACUGCCGCUCUACAAGCGAUGGGUGGCAUUACUUAUGGAAGAAUUCUUCCAACAAGGAGACCGUGAAAGAGAACAAGGAAUGGACAUAAGUCCAAUGUGUGACAGACACAAUGCGACGAUAGAAAAAUCUCAAGUCGGAUUCAUCGACUACAUUGUCCACCCGCUCUGGGAGACAUGGGCUGAUCUAGUACAUCCAGACGCCCAGGACAUAUUGGACACCCUGGAGGAGAACCGCGACUAUUAUCAAAGUAUGAUUCCACCGUCACCGCCACCAGCGCCCAUUCAGACGCAUUCUAUGCCCGAUGACGACCGCCCCGAACAAAUACGCUUUCAAGUAACGCUAGAGGAGGGUGAGGGCUCAGAAGACUGCGAAGGUGAGGGCGAUGGUGGGAUGUGACGGAAACUAUUGGGAAUCUGCAAGAAACUCACUGAGAAGAUGCAAGUGUGGUGGAAGCUCUGGCAGUAGGGCGGCGCCGGCCGGGCCGGUGCGGGAUCUUGUUGGAUAAUAGUAAUACUUGUUGACGCUUACCCUCGAAAUGGAACGAUCCAGAAGCAUCGUCACAUUUCGAUCAUGAUUAUUUUUAUGUGAUUAUUACGCAAUGUUGUUUAGAAAAAUACCUAACGACUAAAUAAUUAUGUCCCUCCAAUGACUGUAACGUUCGAUUGUCUAGUAUUUUUACUAUUGUUUCGUUUUGUCUAACCAAAGAUAUAUGAAAUGUUCUUUCGUUCACGGAGACGUUCGAUAAUCCCUGUAAGUAGUUAGUAUUCGGUUCUUAACGAGUCGUGUAAGUAGUUAUAGUCAUCGAUGCCGCAUAUAUCGGCUCGACUAAGUAAGGACAUUGAAAACGCUUAUUAAUUGGUAUGAAAGGGUAAUUUAUAUUGUCAUAUCAUCCACGUUUCUCAUAUUUAAUACGGGUUUGCGAUAAUGAUGUUAUUCACCAAAAUAUAUUAACAUAAUAGAUAUCCUAAAUAUAAAAUCUAUUUUAAGGUAAAUUUUAAAAAUUGCCUUUCGGAGUUGUUGUUGUGUCUUUUUUCUGAAUAUAAAAUAUUCGGCCAACCUCUUACCGUGGCAGUGGCCGUGGCUCUGUCAGCUCCCACGCCGCCGUCAACUCCGACGUAGCGACUCCCGGUAGUGUCCCGGUACCGGCUGCCCCAGCCGCCUGCACCGCGGGCAAGUUCGGUGUUAUUGGAAGGUCGAAUUCAUUCAUAGGAUCUCUCUCUUCUUAUUUGGUCGGGGGUCAAAAAGACACUUACCGAAUUCAUCCUAUUAGAAAGCUUUACUUGAUUUUUGUAAACCUAAAUGCACCUCAUUACUUAUGGAGGAUCGCUGGCGAUCCGUUUACUUUCUCUUUAGAGUAAUGUAUUAUUAUUUUUGUAAUAUUACCUAUUUUAUUCUAGUAACCUUUUAUCCAAAUACAAAACAAAAAAAAUAUAGUCAUGAAUCUUAAAGUUUUCGUGUACGCAACUAACGGCUUGAAGUGUUUGAUUAAAAUGUUAAGUACUAACAAAUGAGUGGUUUGCGACUAAGUUUUAUUUUGAGUGGAUUCAAAUAUUUGCUGAAUUAAGUCCAAACUUGACGGCGCGGGCCGGGUCUUGCAAUAGUAGUAGGUAGUUCCCGAAACAUUUCGCACAAUUGUUUCUGCAUCAUCCAUUUCAUGGCAAAUAUUCUCCUCUCAUUACUGUCGAUCAUAUCAAACAAUAUCAGUAUCGCUGUGCAGAUCUGAUUUCAACGAUUACAAUAUUUGUGUACCUACAUAGGUUCUCUUGUAAGGAAAAGAAUGUAACUGAUACUUUUUAAACUAUAUGUAACACCCACUGUGUAAAAGAUGUAAUAUAAAUAAGUAGAUGUCUGAAAAUUGUACAUUGGAUGGAAAACCUGGUUCUUGUUGAGUUUCAUGUUCGUCAGUUGCGACCUUUUCAUGUUUGUGACAAUGUUAUAUCAAUUAGCAGCACAUAGCCGACGCACUCGGCAUCCUGUUAUGGAUAUAUAACUUCGUGUAGGUACAAUAGUAUAAGGAGGGUGUAAUACUUAAUGAACCUGUAUUAUGUUUGCAUUUCAUCAUCCAUCUUUUUAUGUUUAAUGGACGUUUUAAGAGCUGGUCUCUAUUCCUUCAUGUACUCAAAAGAUAUUUUGUUUUAAAAACUGAUUAAAUUAUUUAGUUCCUCGCA